Diplodia corticola is the source of this 744-nucleotide messenger RNA. RefSeq names its product acid phosphatase-like protein. The record is from RefSeq and is a predicted model, not a curated record. NCBI's taxonomy places the organism in Eukaryota, Fungi, Ascomycota, Dothideomycetes, Botryosphaeriales, Botryosphaeriaceae. Bases 1 to 744 code for a protein of 247 amino acids. The transcript has a single exon.
AUGGCCUCAGGCGUCGGCAUCUUCUUUGGGAUCCUCAUCCUUCUCAUCGUCAUCGGCGGCGUCUCCUGGGUCGCCUACACACGCAUCCGCGCGAAACGCCUCGGCCUGCCGCCGCCGCCGCUCAACCCGUUCGCGCGCGGGUCGCGCUCGUCCAUCGGCGGCGCCGGCGCCCUCCCCGCGCCCGCGCCCAGCGGCUUCGUCGGCUGGGUCAACGACAAGAUCAGCGCGCUGAAGAACAAAGGCGGCGGCCGCAACAACUCCCGCUAUGCCGCGGGCGCCUACGAGGAGCCCGGCGCCGCCAGGGCCGGCGGCCGCGGCCGCGGCACCCUCGAUCCGGACGAGGCCUGGGACGCGCGCGUCGGCACCGAGGCCGACUACGGCUACGGCUACGACGAGGAGCAGGAGCUCGGCGGCCUGCACCACCAAGACCACCACUCCGGGACGACGCCGUACGGCGGCAGCGGUUAUGCCGGCUCCGGCAUGUACGCCGCGCCACACAGCGCCGGUUUGAGCGCCGGCUCCGAGCGUGGCCGCAGCAGGACGCGCGAGCUGGACGAGCGCUACGACGAGGAGAUGGGCCACAGCCGUGGCCAUGGCGGCGGCGAGAACCCAUUUGGCGACAGCGCGGAACGCAGCAACCUGCGCGGCGUCAGCCCUAGACCGGUGGGCUCAGGUGCGCGAGGCGGUGCAGCUGGUGACAGCCCGACAGAGUCGAGGAGGAGCAUGUUCAGAGAAGAGGUUUAA